UCACAGGAGUCGGGAUUCAAAGCCAUCCUUGGCGCACUUGGAGUAGUCGACCUCGGCUGAGCCCGCCUGGCGCAGCCACCGCACGCACCGCACACCCCCCCGAGACACACAGUCCUCGCAGCCAGACACACACCUGCACACACGAAAUGUACGCACACAGCUCAGGCAGGCAGGCAGGAAGGCAGGCGACCCCUGCCGUGGAAGUCUGUCUGCACAUCCUUAUUACUGCGCGUCGAGUGUGACGACGGAGGUUUUGAAGCCAUCGAACCACUCGACCUUCUUGCCCUCACUGCCGAAGUCACACAUGGCGUAUGGCGUGUCCGUCACUGGAGCGCCGCUGGUGGCGAAUGCGGCCAUGUAUGGCGCUGGUGGAGGGGCGAUCGAGGUGUGUGCCGUGUCGGACAGGUCAGACGGGAGAUUGAGGUUGUCAGAGAGAUACGCCGGGUGGGGACGGAGGAAGUUGCAGUGCAGAGGCGACGCCUGCAGUAUCCUCACCUGCAGUCGUUGAUCGAUCGCAUCAGAGACACAGAUGAAGUGACAGACAGAGAGACAGCUUGUGGGCUGACCAGACCGUGGUUAUGAGUUGCCAGGCCCUGGCCGAGGGCAUGCGAUGACACAGAAGCCCGCCUCAAGCACAUACCAAUACGCUGCCCCUGCAGUAUGGAUGGACGGACGGAUCCGAUCCACCGAUGGGAUGGACGGCGGGUGUGGGGCCUUUCUCUCUCUCUGAGUUGUCUGUUGUACAUGUGUCGUUGACCUGAUGGGCCCCAAGUAUCUGCUCGUCGGUGCAGCGCGCCAAGCCGAGCCCCAGCUCUCCCGUGUUGCCACCUAAUAAUGACAAUGGCAUCACGUGACGUGCGUGGUGCCUCCCUCCCCUCCGCGCCACACGCAGGAUUGUGUGUCGCCGAUCUGUCUGUCUGUCUGUCUGUCUGUCUGUCUGUCUCCCCGCCAGCCCGUCCGUCAUUGGCUGACGUACGCUUCAGAUAUGCCUCGAUGCGGACCUCAGUGCCGCCCACGGCACACGUCGGCACGACGCUCUCGACCACCGACGCGUCAAUGGCCGUGAAGUUGGCAAAGUCAUACAGACGGGCGAUGCCGUGCUCAUCUGCACACAACCCACAAACGCACACAGAGCUCUGAGCACACUUGCAGACAGCCCGGUGGCUGACACACCGCCGCCUCAGGCUCCUCUCUCUCACCGGCGCAGUCCUGUAUUCCGGGCGCGCCCGACUGUGCAAGCGAUGACAAGGGCAAGAGGCCGAUGAGCCACACGAAGGACAGGAGAGACAGACGCCGUCGAUGAGUCAU
Messenger RNA from Vitrella brassicaformis, 1308 nucleotides. NCBI's taxonomy places the organism in Eukaryota, Vitrellaceae. The record is from the annotation of a GenBank genome assembly.